GGCCCAUGUUCAUGUCUUCACUUUACAACUAGAGAGAGUUUCUUCCACGCGGGUAAAUAUUUUAAAGUGAAUAGCUUCUAUAAUAGCCAAAAGCUUCACACAAGCCUAUCGAUAAAUACAAAGCCAUUAGGAUCUUUUACAUUUUUGUAUAUUAAUUUUAUACCCUUCCCCACAAUGAGCGCCCCAGCGGAUAAGUCUACUGAGAAGACCGGUACUACCAACGGAUUUGCCUUUGGCGAAGCACCCAAGACCGACGGAAAACAAUCAGACUUUGUCUUUACACCUCAAACACAACAGCGCUCGAGCGUAUCUUCGAACAAGAGUAAACAAGGAGACAACCAGGCUGGUGAUGAUGAGUCUGGACAUCACGAUCUAGUGCCGCAAGAGGAAGCCAACGUAUACUUCGAACCACUCGUGAAGUUGCAAGAAGUGGAUGUUAAAACACUGGAAGAGGACGAAGAUGAGCUGCUUUGCUUACGCGCCAGAUUAUACCGAUGGGGACAAGCCCUCGAGUCCGAAGAAAUGCAGUGGAAGGAAAGGGGCACCGGUGAUGUGAAGCUAUUGAAGCACAAGGAAAGGGGUGUUGUGAGGGUGUUGAUGCGCCAAGAGAAAACGCUAAAGAUUUGCGCGAAUCAUGUGAUCACCGAUGAUAUGGAACUGAAGGAGCACCAAGGGUCAGAUACAACUUGGACGUACGUCUGUCUGGCAGAUUAUUCGGAUGGCGAAUUCAAGCCAGAGACGCUUGCUAUCCGUUUCCGCAAUGAAGAAGCUGCACAAAAGUACAAAACCACAUUCAACGAGGCGAAAGACCUGAACAAGGCUGGUGCACAAGGCACUGACGAGGCGAAAGCGGAGGAGGAUCUGACGGAAGAGGUUGCCAAAUUGUCGGUUAAAGAGUCAUCAUGAGUGCAUAUCAUGAGUCAACAACAGCAAAUGGAAUAGAUUAUACUGUUUGCAUUGCCCUUCAUGACCCUGAUAGGACCAGUGGUGUAGUGCUAUGCAUGCAAACUAUCAGUAUCGCUGCCCGACAGUGUGCCAAUAAGGAUAAUUUUUCGUCGCACUCGCAGGCUUAUCCAUUCGUCGCACUCGCAGGCCUAUCCAUUGUUCAGCUAUCGAAACCGGGUGCGAGACUCAGAUUGGUAAGAUUGUCUCUGUACUAUCUGAUGGGAAGAAUCAAUUACUUUUGCGGGCGCGGCCCUUUCAACGAUGACAUAUCCCGUGCAUUCCGUUGACCCAAGAAGGAAUAGAGACCAAAUGUUCGAUAGUACGUAGUGACGGAGUUAUGGUUGCUGCUUGAGAAAGCUGGCUUUUGGUGCACUCGCAAGGCCUGUGCUCCAUGGCAUCAGACGAGCCCGAACGACCAUGCCGUGCGUUGUGCGGUCCAAAUAAAUUUUUGAUGUCUGUGGAAAUGAUUAUCUCGAAGACAUUGUAGUAUUCUCAGAAAGGGACUGCUAGAUGUUAGCCAAUUUAAAUUCUUAUUAAAUAUUGCG
Molecule: messenger RNA, 1490 nt
Organism: Sphaeroforma arctica JP610
Lineage: Eukaryota; Ichthyosporea; Ichthyophonida
Exons: 5
Coding region: 175-906 (243 amino acids)
Biological process (GO): nucleocytoplasmic transport
Cellular component (GO): cytoplasm; nuclear pore
Molecular function (GO): GTPase activator activity
Source: RefSeq, a predicted model, not a curated record